GGGGAGCAGGAGGAGGGGGAGGAGGAGUCUGGAGCCGCCUUCGAGUCGCGGACUCGGCUUCUCGGCCCUCCUUUCGCUACUGUUCGCUCGGCGCUGAGAAGCGGCUGGGCCUGCGGUUCCCGCGGCUGGCAAGGCGGCGAUCGGCAAUCCGCUGCCCCGGUGGGAGGCGGGGGGAAUCACAGAGGGAGCCUCGAACCUUUGCAAGCGCUGCGCCCUCGCUCGCCUCUCCUGGCCUGGGCUCUUUCUCCAUGGCCGCGGGCUGUAAGGACGGCCCGGGGCAAGAAAAGUACCGGCUGGUGGUGGUGGGAGGCGGCGGAGUGGGCAAGUCUGCGCUCACCAUCCAGUUUAUCCAGUCGUACUUCGUUACAGAUUAUGAUCCCACAAUUGAAGAUUCCUACACAAAGCAAUGUGUAAUAGAUGAAAGGGCAGCAAGAUUAGAUAUUCUAGAUACAGCAGGCCAAGAAGAAUUUGGAGCCAUGCGGGAACAAUAUAUGAGGACCGGGGAAGGCUUUCUGCUUGUCUUUUCAGUCACAGAUAGAGGAAGUUUUGAAGAAAUUUAUAAAUUUCAAAGACAAAUUCUUAGAGUAAAAGAUCGUGAUGAGUUCCCUAUGAUUCUAGUUGGAAACAAAGCUGAUCUGGACCAUCAGAGACAGGUAACACAGGAGGAAGGUCAGCAAUUAGCACGGCAGUUGAAAGUAACCUAUAUGGAAGCUUCAGCAAAAAUACGGCUCAAUGUAGAUCAAGCUUUUCAUGAACUUGUCCGAGUUAUAAGGAAAUUUCAAGAACAAGAAUGUCCUCCUUCCCCAGAGCCAACGAGGAAGGAGAAGGACAAGAAAGGGUGCCACUGUGUCAUCGUCUAAAGAUCCUUUAAAACAAGCUAUCGACUGCCAGAUUAAUUCCCCUCACUUUUCUUCCUGUGUGUCUUGAUGUUUUGUCUUGCUUCAUGUGUGCAUGUUGUAUAAAUGGUCACCAAAAUAGCCUUAGUUGGAAAGAAUCAGACUGGUCCAGACCUAGAAGACACCUUAGUCAUCUCACAUCAGAGGUCAAUACACUAAGGCUUCUUUUAAUGCUCCCAAAUUCUUUUUCCUUAUGUCAAGAAAAUUGCACUUUGUGGAGUUUUAUUCACAAUGGACAAAAGGUAGUUUUAGGAAUCUAUUGAAGCUUAAAAUGGUAUCUCCCACCACCCCUCCCCAGUGAGAUCUUUGUCGAUCAUACUCGAAAGAGAGUGAGUUCUCUAAUCAAUAUGUAGAGUAUUUUUUUAAAGAGUAGAUUGGAGGUUUUACCCUUUGAUUAGAUUAGGCAACAAAAUUCAGCCUGCCUUACAGGAAGCCAAUACACUGAAUUUCAUUGGCAAAGUUUUGUGUUACAGCUCUUGUUUAUGCUGCAGUUUUUUCCAGUGCUCAACCGUCUACUGUAUUUAUUUUAUGGCUCCAGCAAUAGCUACAGGAUUAUUAGUAUUACAGCUUUAUGGCCAAAUACCUGGGCUCAUUAUGGACUGGAGCAUUUUAGUUUUAAAUAAUGUUACAUCAUGGUUUGGAAUAAAAUUGUGUCUUCCUUUUGUAUUUCCAAGUAGGAGAUUCCAGAAAAGUUAAUCUGUAGCUUUUGUUUUCCAUGUAAUAUAAAAAGAGGAUUUUGCUCUUUCCAUUGUCAGAUGAUUAAAUGUUUUUUGCUAUAUACUUUUAUACAUUAUUUUCCUAUCAAACUAGUUAACAAGUAUUUUUAUAUGUUUGUAAGCAAAUAUGCUUUCACAGCAUAAGUUGUGUAUAUGUAAAGAUGAGUAUUUAAUUCUCACAGUAUACUUUCAACUGAUGGAACUACGUAAUGCAAGAAUUGUAGAACUGUGGUAGAACCUCUUUCUUGUUCCAGCUUUACUGAAUGAUGGCAGACAGAUGCCUGCCCAAUAUACAGUAGCCAUUAUCGUAUCAUGUUUUUCAAAACACCCUUCCGUAUGCUUCACAAAUGACUGACCAUUAUAUAACUAUUAAACUGUACAAGUGUUUAACUGAAUGUUCAGUUCAGUGGGCAAUAUCCAACUUUAAAGUAUGCUAACUAUGGUUAAGAAUUUUGGGUUUACUCUGUGGGAUUACAUACUUAAUGGUAUUGAUAGUUUGCCAUUUUCUGAAAUUGUAAAUGAGUGCCAUACUGAUUAUUUCACAAAGUUUGAUUAUUUGAUUAUUCAGUAUAGUCUUAAGUAACAUUAGACUGAUUUUAAGGCGAUAAAUGACAGGUCCAUAAUGGGGAGGUGAAAAAGACCUCAAAUAAUCAUUUUCAGGCUGAAAUUACUUAAAAAGCAGGCCAGUCAGAAUGUUCCAAAUUCAUCUAUAAUAUAAAACUGAACAGAGUUGCUUUAUAAUUUAAAUUAUGUUUGACCAUAUACUGAACAAAUUAUUGAAACAGAACUUGAGCAUGAAAUAUUUUAGAACUGCACACACAUUCACAGCACAAUUGCAGUAGGAGGCCAUGGUUCUCCUUAAUACAGCUUCUGGUACUGUAGUUACAUAUUUAUAAAAUAAAUAAAACCUCCACUCCCUGUGACAUUAGGGACACAUUCAUAUAAUUCGGGCAACAGUAUGGAAAUGAUGUGCCACUGCUGCUUCCUGAGAUUUUUAACUUUUCAGACCAAAAUGCAACUCUAUUAUAGUAUUUCCUGGUAGUCUUUCCUACUAGGACUAACCAGAUUUGAUCCUGCUUAACUUUUUGAAAUCAGCUAAGGUUAACCAAGUGAGUACACAUGAGCUGUCAUUUACAAAACCAAGUGGAGCAAAUACGAUACAUUUAGAAACAUUUGCUCUUUUUGAGUAAGGAGGGCAACAUUAGUGUACAGUGGCAAAAACAAUCGGGAAUCUUUUGCCAGAUUCCUGGUGUCUUGCUCUUCCUUGAUGAGUAACUGAUUGAUGUAUACAUUAAAGUGCACAAUUAUAUUGAAAUCUCAUGUUUGUUUGUUUUUGGCUUUCCUGUACUGAUGACAGUCAGUAAGAAGUUUUCCCAUAUUGCAAAAUCAAUUAUCUCAUUACAGCGAUUGUAGAACUUUAAGAAAACAUUGCGCAAACUUUAUAGACUGCAGAAAAGUCUGCUUCAUGUGAUGGCUUAACAAUCACGUCUUUUCCUUUGUCCCAUCUCAAAGCUCUGAGCACCUAUCCACAACCAAGUCAAUCAGGCCUAAUUAAUGUGGCUUUAUUAGAGCAUUGCUAUGUUGCAAAAAUAUACAAUUUUUAUAAAACUG
Molecule: messenger RNA, 3223 nt
Organism: Notechis scutatus (mainland tiger snake)
Lineage: Eukaryota; Metazoa; Chordata; Lepidosauria; Squamata; Elapidae
Gene: RRAS2
Product: RAS related 2
Biological process (GO): signal transduction
Cellular component (GO): membrane
Molecular function (GO): GTPase activity; GTP binding
Source: RefSeq, a predicted model, not a curated record